AUGCGAUGCCGUACAUUCUUCAAUACAUUCGUGACAACUGGUUGCUGUUCAUAUAGAAACCUUAAAAGAAACAAGUAUCUCGCAUUGUGGUGCACUAGAGCGGAACUUGAACGUAUUCGUGGUAUGGAGAGGUAUAUAGUCACGCAUCGGCGUGAUGUUAAUACUUGUGUGUUGUAUAACGUCUUACCUGAGACAAAAACUAGUGAUCAAGAGUCACAACAUAAAUUAUGGUUAGGGAAAACCGUUUUUGAAGAAUUAAUGCCAGUUGACGCAAACGACUGGGUGCCAAGAUACAUUUUACGAUUUGAAGAUAUGAACACUAGUGAUUUAGUGUUCUGCAAGACGCAGGUGGUUGCAUGCAUGCAGGAUUUCGAACGAGUUAUACAGCGACAGCUGAAUGGGUUCUUUUAUUUAAUAGUGCAGGCUGCUGGAUUAGACGUAGUACUUGAAUUGCGAAUACUUGAUGCAAUAGAUGAGCAACGAUUUAGGGACAUGUGGUAUAGGAUGAGAGAUGAGUAUGAGAUGAUGGAAGAGAUGUCAGAUAAGAGCAAUCUAAAUAAAAGUUUCCACAAUACCGUGCCUUCAGGUAGGUGA
Messenger RNA from Eremothecium cymbalariae DBVPG#7215, 594 nucleotides. RefSeq lists its product as uncharacterized. The record is from RefSeq and is a predicted model, not a curated record. NCBI's taxonomy places the organism in Eukaryota, Fungi, Ascomycota, Saccharomycetes, Saccharomycetales, Saccharomycetaceae. Bases 1 to 594 code for a protein of 197 amino acids. The transcript has a single exon.